Molecule: messenger RNA, 898 nt
Organism: Corylus avellana
Lineage: Eukaryota; Viridiplantae; Streptophyta; Magnoliopsida; Fagales; Betulaceae
Source: RefSeq, a predicted model, not a curated record
UUUAAUCCAACACCGCCACACGCCAAGCGUUCAAACUUUCCGAAGAAGCGCUUCAAGUAGGAAGGAAGAACAUGGGAUGGAUCGGAGACACCGUGGACUCUGUCAAGUCCGUUCAGAUCAGAAAAGCUCUCUCCCAGGCCGUCAAUCUUGGAGUAAUUGUUACGUUGGCGCUAAUUAUAUGGAAAGGACUAGUGUGUAUAACUGGUAGUGAAUCACCUGUUGUGGUUGUGCUCUCUGAAAGCAUGGAACCUGGCUUCAGAAGAGGUGACAUUUUGUUCUUGCAUAUGAGUAAGGAUCCCAUUCGUGCAGGAGAAAUUGUCGUGUUUAAUAUAGAUGGACGUGAUAUUCCGAUUGUCCACAGAGUAAUUAAGGUUCAUGAGCGGCAAGAUACUGGAGAAAUUAAUGCCCUCACAAAAGGAGACAACAAUGAUUGGGAUGACAGGUCGGGGUUGCUGUAUGCUCAAGGCCAACUUUGGUUGCAACAACGCCAUGUCAUGGGGAGAGCUGUUGGGAUCUUGCCUUAUGUUGGUUGGGUGACAAUUAUCAUGACUGAGAAGCCCAUAUUCAAGUACAUACUUGUAGGCGCAUUGGGAUUGCUGGUCAUAUUCUCAGACGAUUAGGGAUACAAAUUUCCAGUUUCACUACAUGGUUCUGACCAUACAAGAUUUUCCUUCCUAAACAGUGAUCCCAAAAAAAGAAGGAUAGGAGACAUAGUCAUCAUACUCAGAAUUUAUAGAUCGGAGUACCCUUCCUGUUCUGUAAACUGACUCUCAACACAUAAUGUUUUAUCUGCAAAUUGGAUGAAAUGUUUCUUUUGUUGAUUUAGCUCAGUGCCUCUGAUAAAAUAUGUUUUGUCUGCAAAUUGGAUUAAAUGCUUCUUAAGACAAUUAAUAUUAAU